AAACCCAAUGAAUCUUUGAUCCUCCCCAGAUUCGGAUCCACUAAUCCACUCCAAAAGAGAGAGAAAAAAAGAAUAUGGUCAUCGGAGAUGCGGCGGCGAACGUGGUGCAGCUGGCCGGGCUCAGCGCCGGAGCACUAAUCGGACUGAUAGUGAGAGCGGCGAACAACGCCAGAAUGCACAGAAACAACUGCAAGAAGUUCGCGCAGCACUUGAAGAUGAUCGGGAACCUUCUGGACCAGCUCAAGAUCCGGGACCGCCCAGGCGACCAGACCCGGGAGCCAUUGGAGGAGCUGGAAGAUUCUCUGAGAAGGGCUUACGUUCUGGUGAAGAGCUGUGAAGAAAGGAGCUACCUUUACCUCAUCGCCAUGGGAUGGAACAUUGUUUAUCAGUUCAGACGAUCUCAGGAAGAGAUUGAUCGAUACUUGAAGAUCAUUCCCCUCAUUGCUCUUCUUGACAAUGCUAAACUCAAUAGAAGGGUAGAAGAGAUUGAGAUGCACAAGUGUGAGUACACGUUAGAAGAUGAAGACAUGAAAGUGCAAGCUGCGAUUUCGAAUCCGCAGCCUUCAAGAAAUGACAGAAACCUGUUGAUCAAGAAUCUGUCCCGUUCUUACCCAAACUUGCCUGUCAAUGAAGCACUUGAGAGUGAGAGCAAGAAGCUCAAGGUUGAACUACAACAGUCACAAGCUAAUAUGGACCACAACGAAUGCGAGGUUAUUCAGCGCCUCAUUGAGGUCACCGAGAAUGUUUCAACUACUCUGAGAUCUUCAGAUUGUCCCAAGAACAUCGAGAGUGACCCCAAGCUCAAAGAGACUCAUACAACCGAAAGAGUUGUGGGAGGGCAUGAAUAUGGAUCAGCUAAGAGACCGAGUUGGCGGGAAGAAUGGCACGCCGAUCUACUUGGAUGCUGUUCUGAGCCAUCAUUGUGUGUGAAAACUUUCUUUUGGCCAUGUGGAACUUUGUCAAAAGUUGCAUCCGUAGCAACUGGGAAACAGACCACUUCAGGAGAAGCUUGUGGAGAAAUAAUGACAUAUUCUAUAUUCUUAGCGUGCUGCUGUUACACAUCCUGCAUCAGGGUAAAACUCCGUAGGGUUCUCAACAUCAAGGGAGGCGCAGUUGACGACUUCUUUUCGCAUGUGUUGUGUUGUUGUUGUGCACUUGUGCAAGAAUGGCGGGAAGUCGAGAUCCGAGGAGCUUAUGGACUAACAAAGAGUGGUAUGAUUCCUCCUCCAUCUCAACACAUGGGAUACUAAAGAUUGUUUGGCCUUAGCUACAACUUAUUUGUGACGGUUUCACAGUAAUUAAGAAACGAAACGAAAAUUAUCCAACAUCUUCAAGUUUUCAAUGUUACUCUCUUCAAGCAAUUGUUCCUCUUCAUGCAUGAAUUACACAUUUAGAAGUUGAUAAGGGUAUAUUAGUAGAAAAACAUACUAGUUCGCAUAUCAAUUUAUGAAAAAUCGUACAUAUGUCUUCAUAUUUUUCUUGAUCCCAUUGAAGUUGCCGGAACCAAUAAUGGUUUUGAUGUUUUUGGCUUGGUGUAAAGCUAAAGGUUUUUAGUUCAGUGUUUUAUUUAAGUUGGCUAGAUAUGUUUUAGCUAUUCUCAUUAGCACGGUGGCCUCAGAGUCAACAUUUAGUGCAGGAACUCGACUUUUGGAUUCAUAUCGUUCUAAUUUAUUUUCUGGCAUGGUGGAAAUCUUAAUUCACGGAGGAGAUUGGGUUUGACAACUUCUCGGGAUCAAGAAACAUAGGAAAACAUAUGUAUGAUUUUUUCAUAAUCUAGUGCCCAAACUUGUACGUUUCUCCAUUAAUAUGCUUUUUAUGAACUUCUCGACGUGUAUUUCAUGCCGGAAGAGGAACAACCGAUUGAAGUCAUGUCGAGAACUUGAAGAUGCUGGAGAGCGUUCAUUUCGGUUUUUCGCCACUCUCUUCUACUUCUCAUGGAUAAGUGGGUUUUUUGUGCAUGUAUGAUAGAGAGUAUGUUGAACUUCUUGAUUAG
Molecule: messenger RNA, 1993 nt
Organism: Cuscuta campestris
Lineage: Eukaryota; Viridiplantae; Streptophyta; Magnoliopsida; Solanales; Convolvulaceae
Source: the annotation of a GenBank genome assembly